UCCUGAAUCAGCGAGUACCUUAUGGUAACUGCGUACAGGUAGGAGUAUAUGGGCCGCAUCACGGCGUGAUGGCCGGGACAAACUUGAACGCCAGAAACAGCAAGCCGACUUUGUUUCGGUCCGGCAGAUGCUGUGUGUUCCUUGCCUAUCCUUCUUCCCGGUCCGUCAUGGGUAGGUAAUCCGGCCGGAUGUCUUCAAUUCAACGAUAUCAUAUAUGAUCAUAUAAUCAGCCCGUUCCUAUUUGGAUAUGUCUGGGGCAAAUCUAAUCGUCGUGGGGUCAUCCAUCUGCCGCCUGCUCGAGCUGCUGCCUGAGCCCCACGAUCACUGGGGAUGGGUUUCCCGAUCUUUGAAGGGCUUACACGUAGGUAUGGAUGGAUAAGAUCCUUAAUGCAAGCCACUGGCAUGUCUUCCAAAUACAAGAUGCCGGAAGCUUUCAAGAAUAUCUGCUUCCGCGGGCGCCGAACAGAGGCAAGCGCUUGUGUUUUUUGUGGCUCCUACUGCUUCUAGUGACGACGAAUUAUAUUCUUUUUUGGUCGAUCACGGUCCGGUCCCCACGAGCGGAGUACGGGGUCCUCCUACAACUUCAGGCAGAAUGAUGAGAGCGUCCUGAGUUUUGGACAUUGAGAUCUGGAUCAGCGGCCUCGUCGUCUCGCCCAGUCCAACUGGUGGUCGCUGGAGGGCUGUGACUACAAAGACUACCAGGAGAAAGUGACCGAUUGUGAACAUGGAAAAGCAAUAUCCACGGGCGAAAGUCCCAUUAAAGGUUGUUAUAGUAGGAGCAGGUAUAGCAGGCCUUGCGGCAGCAUUGGCCCUGGGGAAACGCGGACAUGAUGUCCACAUCAUCGAAGUUGCUCCCGGGAUCGCAGAAGUCGGCGCCGGCAUCCAAGUGGCGCCCAACAUGCUCCGGCUUCUCGAUCGAUGGGGAGUAGGAAUCAAGGUACGACAGACCGGAGUGGCUCUGCAAGCCAUCCACAUCCUACGAUGGCAAGAAGGAGCGCUGCUAGGCAGCGUGCCGAUCAACCAGCAGCUAGGCGAACAGGUCGUGGUGCAUCGAGCAGAUCUGCAGAAGGCACUGUUGGAGAAGGCACUGGCUCAACCGAACGUGAGGCUUCAAAUCAAUAGCAAGGUCGAGAAUGUCCGUUUCAGUCCCGCAGCCGUCGAGCUUGCCGAUGGCUCGGUCAUCCAGGCCGACGUGGUGCUUGCCGCGGAUGGGAUCAAGUCCUCUGUCCGGGGCAAGAUCUUGGGUGAUGACAAGGACGUUGCCGUCCCUACCGGGGACGCAGUGUUUCGAGUCGUUCUCACUCGUGACAUGAUGAGCAAACAUGCCGAUUUGUUGCCGUAUAUUAAUGAGAAGAAGGCUAUCCGCUGGGUAGGUCCGGGACGACAUAUCAUCGCCUAUCCAGUCCGCAAUCAUGAGAUCUAUAAUAUGGCGCUUGCACAUCCGGAUCGUGGACGAGUCGAUGAAAGCUGGACGACGGUGACUUCCAAGAAGCAUCUCUUGGGCGAGUACAAAGGCUGGGAUCCCAUGCUGAUUAAAAUGCUCAACCUUGUUCCCGAGGGCGAUGUUUUGGAGUGGAAACUUUGCAUGCAUAUGCCCCUUUUGCGUUGGGUCCAGGGUUCAUGUGCGCUGCUUGGAGAUGCGUGCCAUCCUAUGCUGCCAUACGUCGCCCAAGGGGCAGCGCAGGGGGUGGAAGAUGGUGCCUCGCUUGGAGUGGUGUUGUCUUCGAUUUCGUCAAAGGACGAAAUACAGCUUGCGCUCAAGGCUUACGAAAAGGCCCAAAAGGCCCGCGCCGAACAUAUCCAGCAGUCUUGCUUGACCACUCGAAUCGCCCUCCAUCUCCCCGACGGGCCGGAACAGGUGGCUCGCGACCAGAAGUUCAAGGCCAUGUCGGCCGGAGGCGCCAGCGACGAUAAAUGGGGAGAUCCGGAAAUGCAACGAUUCCUUUGGUCUUGGGAUGCCGAAGCCAAAGCAGAGGAGGCGUGGAGAGAUAUCACGCGAAACUCGUCAUUCCAGAGUCGACUGUGAGUGGCCGUGGCCCCCUGAUUUCGCAAUUUGACAGGGCCUUCAAUGGCAUUAUGCAAACCUGGGGCCAUGGACUUGCUGUGCAGUGUCAUGUCAGAAGAUGUCGCCCCAAGGCUCUGAAUCGUACGCUGGGGGAGAUGAGGCUUCGACACAACCCCAACGCGGCCGCGGCAACGGCAGGUCUCUUUUUUGAACAGUUGCCGGCGCCGGCGCCGUCGCCCUCUGGCGUGAUUCAGCCUCCGGGUGCUGUUAAAUUCACAGUUCUCAUUGGUGUUUGCGCACAGGAAAGAGUAAUAUCGCAUGCGAGACGGUCAGUUCCUGGAUGCGUAUUAUGCCACGUUCGGCCACGUCCCCGGCUGCGUCAUACCAAUGAGAAGUUUAUAUUUAUUGACAAAUACCUUGUCUGAAAGUGGCGAGGGCGCACCUGGAUUGGACUGGUCGCCAGACGACAAAGACGAACUAUGAAUCAACGAAGUUCAGCAGGCGUUUCGGCAACGGCCGAGCCAUCAUUCCACAAUUCCAGUUCCACGUCUGCUACCGCUAGUAGUAGUAUCUUCGAACGCUCCUCGGAAACCUCCAAUGUAGCAGUUCCUGUCGCCCGAUGCAAAUGAACCCUAGCUCAUACUGCAUGGGUACACGCAGGUCCCUGCCUAGAGAGCACGGACGAGUU
Exophiala dermatitidis NIH/UT8656 is the source of this 2693-nucleotide messenger RNA. RefSeq names its product salicylate hydroxylase. The transcript has 4 exons. NCBI's taxonomy places the organism in Eukaryota, Fungi, Ascomycota, Eurotiomycetes, Chaetothyriales, Herpotrichiellaceae. The record is from RefSeq and is a predicted model, not a curated record. Gene Ontology annotation, biological process: secondary metabolite biosynthetic process. Bases 725 to 2026 code for a protein of 433 amino acids. Gene Ontology annotation, molecular function: FAD binding; monooxygenase activity.